Molecule: messenger RNA, 14361 nt
Organism: Equus caballus (horse)
Lineage: Eukaryota; Metazoa; Chordata; Mammalia; Perissodactyla; Equidae
Gene: NHS
Product: NHS actin remodeling regulator
Biological process (GO): cell differentiation; lens development in camera-type eye
Source: RefSeq, a predicted model, not a curated record
AAGACCUGAAUGAAUAUAAAAUUAAUUUUAUCAUUAUUUAUUAUAUUAUUACCAUGAGGAAACUUCCAUUACAUGGUGGCUUCAGAUUUAGUGGGAAGAGUGAGGAGAAUCUUAUUAAGAAUCACAACUUCUGUUCUUAUGGUAGGGCCAGAUUGCCACGCAGACGCAUCUGCAGAUAUUUCUCAGUGUAUGAAGAAAAAGGAAAAACAACAACUAAAUGUCUCAAAACAGAACAAAUGGUGAAAUCUGGGGUGAGGCGGAGAGGGGGAUUGACAUCUUACAAUUAAAUAAAGGCAUUGCCACAGAGCAGCUUCUGGAAAAAGUUGAGCCAGGCCUGGAUUUUUAAUUUUUCUAGCUCCAUGCUUUGACUGGUUGGAAGUAUUGAGCUUCCUUUCAGAUUUGAAUGAACCACAAAAGGAAAACAUAUUGUUCCCUUUUUUCAGCACUCCUCACUCCUUGCUCCCUUCUUUACUUCCUUUCCUGAGUCUCUGCUCCAAUAUAAGAAAUCAAAAUGGUGGCACUUCCUUGAUGAGAGCAGAGAGUGAGUAGCUGUGGGGCUUUAUAGGAGGAUGGAGUGCUACAUAAACUCUACUUGGCUGAUCUCAUGAUGAAAAGCAACUGACAUGGAGAACUGGAGUAUGCUUUAUCAUUGAUGCUCCCCAUUUCUUGACCAUGUGGUAAGGACUGCUUCAAAAGACCCUGGCAUUAAGCCUGCUGGGGGUGGGACAGCUGUGGGGCAAGGCAGCUCCAGCCAGGGCCUGCUGGGCCUUUAAUCUUUCCACACAUGUUCACAUAUGUACAGGAAUCCAGCAGAUGGGCAGCAAGCAAGCUUGGGUAGCAAUCCACUGACAAGGAGCAGUAUCUCUGAAUAAAUCUCAGUGGCCUGGGUUGCAGAUUUCGCUCUAGGGGAUGGGAACUUCAACAAGGAGAAAAGGCGUUCACCCAACUUUUUCCUGAAAUGCCAGAGGAAUAAAACAGGUCAGCAGUGAAUACGAAAUUAGCUUUUGGCCAGUCUCCAAAGUGAUUUGACCUAUUUAGGAGUCAUUGAGAAUAAGCCAAAGGAAGUUCAGUGGCCUGCAUCUUGAUUUGUCAAGGGAGAAGAGCGAGGGUAAGGACCGCCAGACAGCCGGGUUCCCUGAGUCACUUGUUAUGGAGCAUAUGAAUGAAUAUGGCUGGAAUUCAUGAGAAGGGUUCUGGGACAUUGACUUUGGGCCAACUCCUGGCACAACUUAGCGUGCUAAUGUUAACCCCAGCAGAUAUGUUGAUAAUCUGGUGUGCCAGCUCAGUGGCCCUGGUCACUGAAAGGACCAUAUCAGAUUCUGAAAGCCUUCCCACAGGUUAAAUGAUUCUCCAAGACCCUUCUGUAAAAGGUAAACUCAGGCCAGGUCAGCAAAGGGAGUAUAGACAUUAGGGCUUCAGUGGAGAGCAAAACCACAAAAAUACUGAGGCCAGCUCCACUACAGCCUAGCAGGUCAGAGUUGGUAGUGGAUGCAGUUGAUGCCCUGCCUAUAUCUCCUUUACCAGCUGGUGCACUCCUCCUCCAGCUACUGUGAGUGUGGGCUGCUAAAGGCUACAGCUGCCCCCUCCCCAGAGAAUUGCUGUUUCCAACCCUCUUGCCUCAAGGUGAGACCAGCUCUGUGGUGCAAUUUGUACUCCAGAGCUUCCUGCGGGAUCAGGCUGAAGCAAAUCUCCAGCUGAGGCCACAUCCUUGCUUACUCCCUUCCCUUCCUGCAUCCUGCUUCCUUCAUGCCCCUUCUAGUGAAAGCACUAGAGGCAGCUCUAAAAACACAGAUUCCCAGGCCCUACAUCCAGAGAUUUUGAUUCAGUGGGUCUAGGGUGGGGCCUGAGAUUCUGCAGUUUUCCUUAGUGGAUCCUUGGGAAUUUUAACUCAGCCAAUCCUUUGACCAAUGGGAACCACUCAUUCUAAUUCAUUGUCUUUCCUUCCUUUCUUAGGUCUUUUAGGAAACAUUUAUUGAUCAAGUUCAGGAACAAACCACACAAUCUGUCAAAGACACUAAGAAACAGAGAUUUAAAUAAAAGCAUCCAGUGUUCUUGGCAAAUCUCUUGAAGUCCAGCAUACCAUGCUGACUCUCCGAACUUUUUAAGUAAAUUGUAUCUUUACAUGUUUUUGUCUGUGUCCUGAAAUGUAAAGGUCUGUCUGGUUGGGAAAAGGGAGACUCUUUUGAGGCACUGAAUUGCCAUGGAGCUUUCCAAAAAAGGGAUAUUUGACCAAACUUAGGAUUUAAUUAAUGCUUCCCAGUCUCCAUGCUCAGAAGUGUUAACCUACUUAACCCCCCUUUUACUAACAGGCCGCGAUUUUCAAUAUUAUUGGUUGUGUGGAUGUUUUGGUGAUGAAAUUCGAAGAGAAAUAUUUUGCUCUAUUAUCAGGGACCCUGUGAUAGGAAGACUUAUGAAUAGGUUCUCAUGAAAGACGUGAUCCUAAGAAAUUUAAAGCAAAUUGAUUAAAUAACUGAAUGAAGAUGGUUCAGCGUAAUGCAGAAUAAGGGAGUAUUCUAGAUUUUGUAAUGAUAAUGAUGAUAACAGUGAUAAGAAUAGCAACAAAACAUGAUUGCUCAGAUUUUUUGAGUGCUUACUAUGUUUAAGGAUCGGCGCUAAUUACUUGGUCUGCAUUAUCUUAUUGAAUCCUCCCAACAACUCUUUGAGGUAAAUAUAUCCGUUGGGGAUUAGCAAAGGCUUCCAAAAGAUGACAUUUUCUUUCUUUCUUAUGUAAAAGUAGUCCAGGGUUGGUAUGGAGACUCAGCAGUAAUGAGGGACCAAGCUUCCUUCCAGCUCCAGAUUCCACCAUUAUUAGAUUGUGGCCCACAUCUUCGUGGUCCAAGAUAACUACUGGAGCUCUACUCAUCACAUCAUUGGCCCAAGCAGGAGGAUAAAAGAAGGAGCAUGAUGCUUGUCCCCUAAAGAGACUUUCUAGAAAUCCACCACAAUUGCUUUUAUCCCAUUGGCCAGAUAGCAGCCCCUAGCUACAAGGGGGGCCUGAACAGGUAGCCUCUUGGUUGUAUGGCAAUGGACCCUGUUUAAAAAAUUGAGAUUUUGUCAAUUUGAAGGAGAAGGCAAACAUGGAAGGUUUGGUUGGAAAUUAACAACCAUAGUAGGUAAUAUUCUUAUCACCAUUUUGCAGAUAAGAAAAACGAGGCACUGAGAGACUGAGUGACUUAGCCAUGUUCACACAACCUACAGGUGGCAGAGCCACGGUAGGACCCAGGUCUCUCUGACCUGAGCUUCCCUCUCUUGAUUACUAUUCCCUCCUGCCCAUUUUUGCUAUGUUGUACAACAGUUAUGUUUCCUUAGAGAUGCAUUUGUUCAUUUCCUGUUUUCUUCCUGGUGUGCCUUUUACCCUCUUCUUUGCGUAAAUCCCAGCCAUGCUUCAAAGCUCAGCUCUGAUGUCCCAGAAAGCCCUUCCCUGCAGCCCAGCUGCUUUCUUCAUCCAGCAAAUGUUUAUUGAGCACCUAUGAUGUGCCAGGCACUGUUCUAGGCACUUGGGCUUCAUCAGUGAUAAAAACAAAGACUCCUGCUAGCUUAAUAGGUAUGUGAUCUUGGUCAUGUUCCUUAAGCUUUCUGAGCCUCAAUUUCCUCAUCUGUAAAAUGGGAAUAAUAAAACUUACUGCACAGGGUUAUUAUAAGGACUAAAUCAGAUACUAUAUGGCAAGUGCAGUCACUGGCGCAUCAUUAAAUUUUGAAAAUUGGUACCUAUCAUUAUUAUUACAUUGUUGUUGUUGUUGUUGUUAUGAACUUGUCUAUCUUCUCCAAUAGGCUAUAAAUUUCUCAUGGGCAGGAAUAGUACCCAAGGCAUUCUGGUAUCACCCAAACAUCUAACCAAAGUGGGGGCUUAGUAAAUGUUUGGUGAGUGGAUAAAAAGGGUCUCAGCGUAGAGAGGACUUCCUGCUUUCUUUCGCUGCUAGAUUUAGGAAACAGUGAGAAAGAGACUAAGCCCCACAGGAACUUUUUUUUGCCUAAUUUAAGCUGUGAGCUGUGGUGGGUGGUGUGCUAAAGAAAAACAAGACUGAAUAAUAAUCUACUCCUCAUACUCUCCUGGAAGGCUGCAGAAAGAAAAUAUAUUCUUUUCCUUUUAGGGUUUCUUGUUUUCACCUUCUCUGAUAGACUGAGUGUGCCAGUAAGUCCCGCUGACCUCUUUUUUGUGUUUUUACUGUCUCCUAAUUCUCUUCUCCAUACUUCUCUAUUCUUCGCCUUAGUCUCUGCCCUCUAUGAGAAUAGUGUUGCUGGCCUAGUAUCCACAGAAGAAACUUCUGGAAGUCAAGAGGCAUUGUGCAUCUGGGGUCCAGAGCUGUUGCAUUCUAGUCCCAGAGACAGCAUCCCACAAAGAUCUAACCCGUGGUUGCAUCAAAACUGCGUGUCAGGUUUUCUGACCACCGAACUCUCUCCAUUUUGUCUUCUCAGCACAGCCUUCCCCUUGGCCCUUCUGCAAAGGUGAAAGGCAAGUUCACAGGAUGCGAGACCUUCUUUCUUCCCUGACAUCUGGUUUGAUUCUGGGCAGCUAAAUAGUGGCUUUGCCAUGAACAACAAAAGCUAAUUCACUGUGGUUUUUAAACACCAAGUGCAAAUAUUUUUCCUUUUCAGCUUGGGGUCACUGGAAGGGAAAAAACAGGGCUGAGAAGGAGAUUAACCUUUUAAAAACUAUUAUGACUUCCCAUAGAAAAUAAAACAAUGGCAUCAUUUCCUUCCAUUCGUGAGAGUCUUUUUCUGAGUGAUUGUUGUUUGAGGCAAGAAUGGGUAUCUGAAGAUUUUUAAAUACUGUUUUAGCUUGGUUUUCUACUCAAAAGCCCACCAUGAUUGCUUUUAAGAGCCCACACAGAUCCCAAGGAAGCCCAGAGCCAUCCUCUUUGCUUUCUCUCUCCUCUGUCUUCAUCCCUGGUUGACUUUCCCUCCACCUUCUCUCUAGCCCUUUGGUUUCUUCCCUCCAGUAAGGCCCUGACACUCUGCUAAUGAGAGGGAAAUGCAGGCAGAAGCACUGCAAUUCGCAGUAUUUUAAGCAAUGGCUGUGCCAUCCGCUGAUCCCACUAACAGAUGCCUGGAAGGUUGAAGAUUCUGUGUGGGUCACUUCUCUGAGGUCCCAGCCAAACGUUCUGUUGAUUUGGGCUGUCUUAAUGCCUCCCAGAAUCUCGGAACCAUUCCGUUCCUCUUCAGAAAUGAAGUCACCCAUUCUGGCUCUUGCUCCACACGAUUAAGGAACAGAUGCAUCCAAUGCAGAGAGCUGACACCGUCAGCAGAAACCUGGCAACUAUCUGAGGAGAAAGCAAGUCCAUCUACCUCACUAUUAGUUAUUUCAGUGUUCUCUCGGGACUGCAAAACAAAAUCUGUUCUCUGACUUUCCAUUAGUUUCUCUUCUUUCCUUCUCUCCAUCCUUCCAGCUUUUGCACUUGGAUUCAAUCGUUGGGUUCAUGUGGGAGGUGAAGCGUGUGCCAUGAUGACAUAAAGGCUAUUAACGCUCAAGCUAUGGAAGUCCCUACAAUCUCCCUUUCUUGCCAAGAGGAUGACUUGAACAGGCUCCAGGAUGGUUGAUGUUUAUGAAGGGGCUUGAGGAUCCUUGCCAUGUACUAUUACUGUUGUUAUUGGCAUUGCAGGAGUCUAACAUGUUGAUACAGGUGGUGUGUGGUUGCUGGUGGGAGGGGAUCAGAAAUUGAUUUGCAACCUGCAAAGAGCCAACUCUAAUUGUAUCCCGCCCCCAUCCUUUCAGUGUGUUUGCAAAUAUUUGCAGACCUGUUGAACAGCUUACCCUCACACUAGCCUAAAAUUUCACAGCCAAGUAAACCAGCCCCAGCCUGGUGACAAGAAUGGGUGGCAACGUGGGGCAGCUGUGGGGUGAUGGAAUGGGACGUAUUCCUUGUCACAACUGGACAGUUGGCAUAGGGGCUGGGCUGCUGUGGCUCCCUAGGUUUUAGUAUUUGUCCAGCUUCCUGUCUCUGGCAGUGUGCUAAGGGUUUCCAUAGCCACGUGGCACUUGGCAGAGCUUCUCAAACUGAUGCGACCUGAGAGUCUGCAUUUCUAACAAGCUCCCAGGUGAUGCCAUGCUACUGACCACCUGGCCUAUUGCACUUGAAGCAGUGAGGCUGUAAAAAGUACCACUGCAUUCUAAAGUCCUCCAGGGCUGGAAAAAGAAAGUGCUAAGCCCCUCCUCUGGAGACAGGGUGUGUCAGAGGCUGCCCUGGAGUCCUGAUUUGCCAUUCAAGUGAACCCUGGAGGGAUUAGCAGCUGGCCCAGCACUUGGGUGAGACCAUCUCCCCCUCCAGGGGGGAGUCCUGGAGGCAGCGCAGAUGUUGUGUGAAAAUCUGCCACCGUCCUUGCCGAAGGUUGCCCUCUCUCGCCCUCCCACCCCCCUGCUCUGCCUGCCGACUUAAGCAGAUCAGCUUUCGGCUCUCUGGGACUCCGAGAGGGCUUUGGAUAAAAGAAAAGGCCCGUCCUUAAGAAGCAGAGCUGGAAUCCAAGCAUGCCUCUCGCCUGCUGCAUGCCCAAGAAUGCAGCUGUCUCCAACCUGGACAUUGAGAGUAAACUGAGUGUGUACUACCGUGCCCCGUGGCACCAGCAGAGAAACAUCUUCCUCCCAGCCACAAGGCCGCCCUGCGUGGAGGAGCUGCACCGCCACGCCCGGCAGAGUCUGCAAGCCCUGCGCAGAGAACACCGGAGCCGGAGUGAUCGCCGGGAGCAGAGAGCCACUGUCCCCCUUUCUGUAGGAGCUCCUCCACUGCCGGCCUACCCGCCAGCUCACAGCCAGAGGAGGCGCGAAGUUAAGGACCGGCACUUCUUAACGUUUAACAGCACCCGUUCGCCCUCCCCCACUGAGUGUUGCCACAUGACCCCAUGGAGUAGAAAGUCCCAUCCCCCAGAGGAUGAAGAUACAGAUGUCAUGUUAGGGCAGAGGCCGAAAAACCCAGUACACAAUAUCCCCUCGACACUGGACAAGCAGACCAACUGGAGCAAAGCACUACCUCUCCCGACGCCAGAGGAGAAGAUGAAACAAGAUGCUCAAGUGAUUUCUUCUUGCAUUAUUCCCAUCAAUGUCACCGGAGUUGGUUUUGACAGAGAGGCUAGUAUACGCUGCUCUCUUGUUCAUUCACAAUCCGUACUACAGCGGAGACGAAAACUGAGGAGGAGGAAAACCAUCUCGGGUAUCCCCAGAAGAGUCCAACAAGAAAUAGAUUCUGAUGAAUCGCCCGUGGCCAGGGAAAGGAAUGUGAUUGUGCACACAAAUCCAGACCCUUCCAACACUGCCAAUAGGAGGUCUGGAACCAGAGACUCAGAGUGCCAAACUGAGGAUAUUCUGAUUGCUGCUCCAUCCAGAAGGAGAAUCAGAGCUCAGAGGGGUCAAAGCAUUGCAGCUUCCCUUUCUCAUUCCGCUGGCAACAUUUCUGCAUUGGCAGACAAAGGCGACACCAUGUUUACUACUGCAGUGAGCAGCCGCACAAGAUCUCGGAGCCUUCCCCGGGAGGGCAAUAGAGGUGGGGAUGCUGAGCCUAAAGUUGGUGCUAAACCCUCAGCAUAUGAAGAGGGGGAGCCUUUUGUGGGCGACCGAGAAAGAACCUCUAAUGAUUGCAGCGAGGCUCCCAGCAGUCCAAGUGCACAGGAACACCAGCCUGCUUUGGGCCUGUCCUGUUCGCAACAUCUUCACAGCCCCCAGCACAAGUUAAGUGAGAGAGGGAGGUCACGUCUGUCCCGAAUGGCUACCGACUCUGGCAGCUGUGACAUCUCCUCCAACUCAGACACCUUUGGGAGCCCCAUCCACUGCAUCUCCACAGCUGGUGUCCUCCUCAGCAGCCACAUGGACCAGAAGGACGACCACCAGUCAUCCAGUGGCAACUGGAGUGGGAGCAGCUCCACAUGCCCCUCACAGACCUCAGAGACAAUCCCUCCUGCAGCUUCUCCUCCCCUCACUGGCUCUUCGCACUGUGACUCAGAGUUGUCACUAAACACAGCUCCUCAUGCUAAUGAGGACACCAGUGUCUUUGUGACAGAACAGUACAAUGACCAUCUGGAUAAAGUGAGAGGCCACCGGGCAAACUCCUUUACCUCCACUGUGGCAGAUCUGCUGGAUGACCCCAACAAUAGCAACACAAGUGACAGUGAGUGGAAUUAUCUACAUCACCAUCAUGAUGCCUCCUGUCGCCAGGAUUUUAGUCCUGAGCGCCCCAAGGCAGACAGCCUGGGCUGCCCUAGCUUCACGAGCAUGGCCACUUACGACAGCUUUCUGGAAAAGUCUCCAUCAGACAAAGCAGACACUAGCUCUCACUUUUCGGUGGACACAGAAGGAUACUACACCUCCAUGCACUUUGACUGUGGUCUCAAAGGUAGUAAGAGUUAUGUCUGUCACUAUGCAGCCCUGGGCCCAGAGAAUGGCCAGGGCAUUGGGAUCCCUCCUACUCUUCCGGACUGUGCCUGGCAGGACUACUUAGACCACAGGAAGCAAGGGAGACCAAGCAUCUCUUUCAGGAAACCAAAGGCAAAGCCGACCCCACCAAAACGUAGCUCAUCGCUGAGGAAGUCCGAUGGAAAUGCAGACAUUUCUGAGAAGAAAGAACCAAAGAUAAGCAGUGGCCAGCUCCCGCCUCAUAGUUCCAGGGAAAUGAAGCUGCCUCUUGAUUUCUCCAACACGCCUUCUCGAAUGGAAAAUGCCAGUCUUCCCACCAAGCAGGAACCUUCUUGGAUGAACCAGAGUGAACAUGGUAUUAAGGAACCUCAGUUAGACACUUCAGAUAUUCCACCAUUCAAAGAUGAAGGUGCUGAAUCAACUCACUAUGCAGACCUCUGGCUUCUAAAUGACUUGAAAACAAAUGAUCCUUACAGAUCUUUAUCUAAUUCAAGCACUGCUACGGGUACCACAGUUAUCGAAUGCAUCAAAUCUCCAGAGAGCUCUGAAUCCCAAACAUCCCAGUCAGAAUCAAGAGCCACCACCCCAUCCCUUCCUUCUGUUGACAAUGAGUUUAAACUGGCUUCACCAGAAAAGCUGGCUGGCUUGGCAUCUCCAUCAAGUGGCUACUCAAGCCAGUCUGAAACGCCAACAUCCUCUUUCCCUACAGCUUUCUUUUCUGGUCCAUUGUCUCCUGGAGGUAGCAAAAGAAAACCGAAAGUCCCAGAAAGGAAAUCCUCACUACAGCAACCCUCUUUAAAAGAUGGAGCUCUAUCACUGAGUAAAGAUCUUGAACUUCCAAUUAUACCUCCUACCCAUCUUGACCUAAGUGCUCUUCAUAACGUCUUGAAUAAACCAUUCCACCACCGUCACCCAUUGCAUGUUUUUAGUCAUAAUAAGCAGAACACAGUAGGAGACACACUGAGGUCAAAUCCUCCACCGUCCCUUGCAAUUACACCGACAGUCCUGAAAUCUGUUAACCUUAGGUCCAUCAGUAAGUCUGAAGAAGUUAAGCAAAAAGAAGGCAACAAUACAGAUCUCCCCUACUUAGAGGAAAGCACUCUCACAAUGGCUGCCCUGUCUCCAGGUAAGAUUAGGCCACAUAUGGCUAAGAAAUCACUAUCACGUCAGUACUCCACUGAAGACACCAUACUGUCCUUUUUAGACUCCUCUGCAGUGGAAAUGGGACCAGAUAAACUACAGUUAGAAAAAAACUGUACUUUUGAUGUGAAGAAUCAUUGUGAUCCAGAAACAGUAACCUCAGCUGGCAGCAAUCUUCUAGAUUCAAGUGUCACAAAAGACCAAAUACACAUGGAGAGUGAGCCUAUUCCAGAAAACACACCAAGCAAAAAUGGUGACUUUCCCACAGAAGGAUUUCAGAGGGUCUCUGCUGCCCGCCCAAAUGACUUGGAUGGCAAAAUACUCCAAUAUGAAGCUGGUCCAGAUGGAGCCCUGGCACAGGUCCAGAAGGCAUCCUCUGUAGAUCGGGAGGAAGUUGCACACCCUGAGUCUGUGGAUGUGCUCACAUCUCAGUCAAACUCCCCAACUAGAGUGACAGACAUAAGCAAUCAACUUAAACAUCAACUGGGGAUGAGCCGCCACCAUGACAAAGUGCCUGGGAAUAUCAGCUACAAAGCAGAGAUAUCAACUGCAAAUUCAUGCCCUGAAAAAUGUUCCGAGCAGGAAAAUAUUGCUUCAGGUAUUUCAGCCAAAAGUGCCUCUGAUAACAGCGGAGCAGAGGAGACCCACGGAGGUGUGGAUGACACUUCAUUGAAAGAAUCGUCACCGAGUGAUGACUCUCUGAUUUCACCACUUAGUGAAGACUCUCAGGCUGAAGCAGAAGGUGUGUUCGUGUCUCCAAACAAACCUCGAACAACUGAGGAUUUAUUUGCAGUCAUUCACAGGUCCAAGAGGAAAGUACUUGGAAGAAAAGAUUCUGGGGACAUGUCUGUUCGAAGCAAAUCAAGAGCUUCCCUUGGCAGCAGCAGCAGCAGCAGCAGCAGCACUGGCUCCGUCACUUCACCUAACAGCAAUGUGACCACCCCAAACAGCCAGAGGUCUCCUGGCCUCAUCUACCGAAAUGCCAAAAAGUCCAACACAUCGAACGAAGAGUUUAAGCUGUUACUCCUCAAGAAAGGCAGUCGCUCGGAUUCCAGUUACCGUAUGUCUGCUACCGAGAUCCUGAAGAGUCCCAUCCUGCCCAAACCUCCUGGGGAGCUCACAGCCGAGUCCCCCCAAAGCACCCAUGAGGCCCAUCAGGGGGCGCCUGGGGCCGAGGCACUGUCCCCACUCUCUCCAUGCACCCCGCGAGUUAAUGCAGAAGGGUUUUCCUCAAAGAAUUUUGCCACCUCAGCAUCGGCAAGGGUUGGACGUUCCCGGGCACCCCCUGCAGCCAGCAGCAGCCGCUACAGUGUCCGCUGCAGGCUGUACAACGCACCCAUGCAGGCCAUCUCUGAGGGCGAGACGGAAAAUUCUGACGGAAGCCCGCACGACGACCGAUCCUCCCAGAGUUCAACAUAAGUGGCCUGUGCCAGGCUGGCUGUCAAAGGCCAAAACCCUUAGCUAUAUGAGGACGGAGGAAUAGCACAGAGGACUUGGGAGAAGUCAGGACACCAUGGGGUACCAUCACUGCUUACCAAUGAAUUCCUAAAUAUUUGCUGGGGAAGCGGAAGGUGGUUUGAUCUUUCUUGAUUAUUUUCCAUGUUUUUAAGUAGCUGCACUGUCUUUCAUAUUUUUCUUUAGCUUAGUUUGAUUUAUCCAAUCUCAUUCCUUUUGAUAAUAUAGAAUUCGAAAAUGUCUGCUUUUCGUGGAACUUAGAAAAAGAUUUCCCAGAGCUGCCUAUUCAGAAAACAAAGCCCUCACUGUCAUAAUUCUUAAGAUGAAAUUACUCUGGAGGUUUGGUAUUUUUUUACAUUAAAAUGAACUAAAGCAAAAUUUAGAAGAAAGAACUACACACAUGUAAAUACCAUAUUUUUGAUAAAAAUGUGUAAAUAGAUUUAUCAAUGAUGAGUGGACAUGUGGCCAAUUAUCUACCACACACCAACUGUUUAUAGAACACAACAAAUAAAGUGUAAUAAUUGUAUUCUGUGAAUACCAUUUUCAUAUCAAAUACCAUAUUUAAAUGUCCACCAAUAUGAUUUCUGAGUGAUAAACCUCAAUAUGAAUCUUAAAGUGGUGAAAUAAAGGAAAUCCUGAGGUCAUAUAUGGAGUGUGAUUAAUUUAAAAUAAUGAAUUCAGACCUAACCAUUUUUGUGACAAAUUGCAGCACCCAACAAGCUAAUAGUAACAUGUGGCUGUGAUUGGCCACGUGGUGAUUCGGACAGAAUGAAAAGCAUGCUUUUGAUUUUUCUUUUAAAUCAAUGAGAGAAAUCUCGUUCUCAACACAAAGCCCUGAACAACAGCAUUUGACAGUGUCCUUUAGACUUUAAUUUUUCAGCGGAUUGCUUUAAAGAGAAUGAGUAGGGACAACAAUAGCUAAUUUUAGGUUAUGUUUUAUAUUAGGCUACUGGGGACAUAAACAGUCAUAAUCUAAUGACUAUAAUCUUUAAACUCCUUAAACAGUUUAGCAAUGAGCUCCAGGUUUUUUAACUAACAAAAGUAAAACAUAAGCAUGCCACAGAGCUGUUGAUUUAUCAGUCAGUACCUGCAGUGAGUUUUCAGUGAAGCUCUCUGUGCUUAUGAGAUUCAUGCUACCUACAAAUGAACAGAAAUGACACUGUGAACAACGUAGUUGGGAAAUAGGUAUGUGUAUAUGCAUUAUUUAUAUUCGCUGUUAAACUGGGAAUGGGGAACAGCUCUGGUUCACAAUGCUACAUGCAACUGAGUUUUUGUCUGAUUUUACUAUAUCUGCUUGAUGGCAAAAGGGGAGGGGUGGCGGGUGGGAGAGGAAAUGUCAGGGCAAGUGCUCUGAUAAAAUGAAGGCAGGGAAACAAGCUGAAUUACUUGAAAUUACUUGAAUUUUCUUGUCUUAAAACUGAAAAAAAUGUAGUUACAAGUUGAAAUCUGCAAAUGGUUUUUACACCUCUGAUUUUAACAUGAACUGAUACUAAUGUUUGAAAUGAUAUGUCAGAAAUAUAAGCAGCUAUGUACUUAGAAUAUGUUUUGAAUGGGAGAAGGUAGAAAGUAGAAAGAACCAAGAAGGGAUGUGGCCUAUACAAGAAUAGAAUGUGAUUAGAAUGAUAGAACAUACCAGAGUUACUAAGAAAUUGAUAAGCGGCUGGCUUUAAGCUUAUGCAAGUGGUAUUUGGGAAAGUAGGAUGUGUGGAAGGGGGUUUGUGGUUUUGGUUUAAUUCAUGCAAUAUGAAGGAGAAAGCCUGGUCUAAGAAGAUGCUGUCUUUUAAUAGAAACACUUUCUAAGAUGUUACAGAUAAGAAUUAGAGAAUCUGAUUGCUGUUGGUUUGUUUGGAAAGAAAAAAGUAUGGCUUCUUCUACUAUUUGUUUUCAUGAUCAAAUUGUGUUUCUUAAUUUCUAGUCAUCCUUAUAUGUAAAAUGGGUGCUGGGGGUGGUGGGGUAGAGCAGGGAGAAUGUGUGUGUGUGUGUGUGUGUGUGUGUGAGAGAGCUUGUGCUAGGAUAGAUAAGCUACUUGGUAAAGGGUACAUUCGAACAUUUACAAAGUGUUAUACUUUUUAUCAAAUGAAAAAUGUUUGGGGGUUUGAAAACAUAGACCAUCAUUUCUCAUUGGAACCCAUUAGUUAAGAAAACCAGCAUGGUUUAACACCACAUGGGAACAUGAAGAACUUUUCUCAUGCUUUGAAAAGUACACUUGGCAAAAUUUUAAAAGUAAAGUUUUUAGACAAAUGUGAUAAGAAACAGUCAUUUCCAGUCACAAUAGGUGAUCUUUUGUAACUUUCAUAAAAGCAGUUCGUUUGCAGUAUGGCUUUUGUGUAGUUAGGAGUUUUUUAAGCGUAAAGAAAGGUAUAUGGGCUUUAAAAAUGAUUCUAAAUCUUGAAUAGAAAACACAUGAAUUGGUUUAAUAAAUAUGUCACCUUUUUAUUAUUGACAUUAAUUUAAGUAAUGGUACCAUAUAUAUUUAAAAAUACAUAUUGACUUGAAUUGUGAGGCAAUAAGAUACCUUCUAUAUGUAAUGAUCACAGAACUAACCCUUAUAACAUAGUUUUACUUAUUUUGUUUACUCUAAAAAUCUAUAGCAGAGUUUCUCUAUUUUAUAUUUCAUAGAUUUAAAAAAACCCAAAUAAAGAUGGAUUUUAAAUUCACUGUGGAAAAGAGUAGUGAGUAACAAACUGAGUAAAAAAGCAAGAAAUCCCUUAGUAAUCUGGAAGAGUUUACAUGACUUUAUUACAUAGCAUAUAAAACCAAGAUUUAGAGGGCUGUCUUCAGCGUCACUACCGUCUUGAAGCAGGGCACACACGUUAGGUAUUGUGAAAACAUCAAUCCAAACUUUUCUUCUGUUUGCACUGAUGCUGAUUUUUAGUUCUUUUGUUUAUACAACAUGUCUAUGUUGUGUGGGGAAAAUUUUUUCCCUUACUUUUUGAUUUUUUUUGGCUAAGUAGAGGACAUGGACUAGUUGUAGCAAACAAAACACACCGUUUGCUCUUGCCAAAGGUCAGUGAGUGAGUACAUUUGCUGCAGUGGUGGCAGACUUAGAGAACUAGAUCAUGACAAAGAUUUAAAACUAUGAAGAAGGUUACAGUGUAACUAUUUCGGUACUAGAACCAGUUCAUGCUGGCCGAAAAGACAAUGGUUUAUGGACUUGCAUCCAUUUUGUAUUUUUGUAAUAUUUGUAAAUAUGAACUUUUUAAAUCGUUGCAAAAAUGGUUUCUUUUGUAAGAUGUUUUCAACGUUUACAUUCAAUUCAAGCCUUUGUAUAUUUUAGAGCUGUGCAACACUUUAAGUCUUGUAUUUAUUUUUAGUAAAAAUGGUGACAGUUUCGUUGUGAACCCCUCUCAAAAAAAUGUACCAGAAAAGUUUGAUUACCUAGAAAGUGUGUAUAGAAACUGCAAAUAAACGUGACUGCAAUUAAACAA